This is a messenger RNA of Diorhabda sublineata, 3577 nucleotides long. RefSeq names its product WD repeat-containing protein 35-like. Gene Ontology annotation, biological process: non-motile cilium assembly; protein localization to cilium; intraciliary retrograde transport. The coding region runs from base 28 to 3492 and encodes 1154 amino acids. The record is from RefSeq and is a predicted model, not a curated record. Gene Ontology annotation, cellular component: non-motile cilium; intraciliary transport particle A. The transcript is spliced from 19 exons. Lineage: Eukaryota; Metazoa; Arthropoda; Insecta; Coleoptera; Chrysomelidae. Gene Ontology annotation, molecular function: protein binding.
UUUAAAAGUCCAAUUCUAAACGGAAAAAUGUUUGCUUAUCUGAGUAAAAAGAUUGCUAUUCCAAACGAUACAAAAAUAAACGCUAUUGCUUGGAACAAGUUGGAUGGUUAUAUUGCAGUUGCAGGGGAAAAUGGGCUUUUAAAAAUAUUUAAACUCAAGUCUCCUAAGAAGGACGAUCAAAAAUUGGGAAACAAAGAUCCUACAGAAACGAACAGUCUUUCAACAGACCAGAUUUUUGAGGCCUAUAUAGAAAAUAUAGAACUAGCAGUAUGGAAUGAACUUCAUGAAAAGUUAACUACCAGUGAUAAAAACGGUUUGAUAAUUGUAUGGAUGUUUUAUAAGAACGUUUGGUAUGAAGAGAUGAGAUAUAAUCGUAAACAGUCAAUAGUAGUGGGAAUGGCAUGGAGUGCAGAUGGGCAAAAAAUAUGCAUUACAUAUGAAGAUGGUAUUGCUAUUGUUGCUUGUAUUGAAGGAUAUAGAAUUUGGAGUAGGAAGUUAUUAUCAACCCCACUAUCUGGAGUACAGUGGUCUCCAGAUAGCAAGUUUCUGUUAUUUAGUUUAAAGACUGGGGAUUUACAUCUUUAUGAUCAUCAAGGCAACUUUAUGACUAAAUUGAAUGUAUUUUGCCAGAAUACUUCAUCUGGUGUAGUUCAUAUAGUUGGACUUGCUUGGUAUAAUGGAGUAAAUAGAAGUGUCUAUUCAUCUUGUCCGAAUUUAUCAAUAACUUUUGAGAAUGGGAAAACACAGCUCAUGAAAAAUGAAAGUGAUACAUCUCCCAUUAUAGUAGACACAAGAAUGUUAGCAGUGCAUUGUUCUUGGAACCAUGAUGGAUCCUUGCUGGCCAUUUGUGGUCGACAAUGUGUAGAAGAAAAACAAAUGAACUUGGUACAAUUUUAUAGUCCAUUUGGAAGACAUUUGAAGACCUUGAAAGUACCUGGAAAUUUAAUAACAUGUUGUGUUUGGGAAGGAGAAUCCAAGAGAGUUGCUAUAGCUGUUGAUUCUUUUAUAUAUCUAGCUAAUGUCCAACUUGACUAUAAAUGGUGCUAUUUCAAAAAUACUUUAGUGUUUAGUUCAUUCAGACCAGAGAAACCUGGAAUAUGUAUAACUUUUUGGGAUACUUGUAACAACCAAUGUCGUAUUAAAUGGGUCCAUGAAUUGUUAGGAAUAGCGGGAUGUGGUGAAUAUUGUAUAAUUGCUACAAAAUCUGAUAAUAAAGAUCCUUUAGGAGAAUAUGGUCUCAUACUUUAUAAUACCUUAGGAAAUCCUGUGAGUGGCAUAUACAUAGAUUUUGAACCCAUUGCCAUAGGAAUAAGUUCUUAUCAAGUUUUCGCAUCAUCAAAAAGUAAUUUCAUUGUUUGGUAUUUCAAAACACCCAAAUCCAUAUCAGCUAGCAAAAACAGAAUAAAAAUGUUCCAUAUAGACGACAGUCCUUCCUAUGCAGUUGAAAUAAUUCCAGAAUUAGAAAGUGCUCGCGAUAUACCAGUAAAUACCAACGAAACUAUAGAUCCAGUGUGUUGCUUAAUUGCAAGUGAUAAAUAUUUAAUCAUAGGAAGAGAUUCUGCUCUUAUUCAAAUUUAUGUACUACCUGCUCUUGUGCUAACUAAUAAGAUAAAAAUUAGUACUCGGCCCUAUAAGAUGGCCAUCAACUGUACUUCAACACACUUGGCAAUAAUUGACAUAUUUGGCUUAAUGAGAGUACUUGAUAUAUCAGAAGGCUUAGGUAGGCCUGUAUCCUCAUCUACUGAUUCGAAAUUAGAACGUAAAGAUGUAUGGGCAAUGUGUUGGGCUUCUGACAAUCCACAAUUAUUAGCUAUUAUGGAAAAAACUAGAAUGUAUAUUUUCAGAGGAAUCUGCCUUGAAGAACCAGUUGCUUUUUCUGGAUAUCUUUGUAGCUUUACUGAUCUAGAAAUUCAAGCUGUUCUUUUAGACAAAGUAAUAGAACACCCUGAGAAGCCUCUCAAAGACCAUAUAAUCAAAAUAGAGAUGAAAAGCUUAAGGGAUACCAAACAGCUACUGGAAAUAGCUGGUAUUAAUGAAGCUAGUCAGUUUGUCGAAGAAAAUGAACAUCCUAGAUUAUGGUGUCUUAUUGCAGAGACAGCAUUGAAGCAAAUGAAUUUAAUAAUGGCAGAAACUUGUUUUGCUAAAGCCAAAAAUUAUUCUAAAGUUUUAUUUGUCAAAAAACUUCAAGAUACUCAUAAUUACCUUAUAAGAAGAGCACGAAUUGCUGCUUAUUUUAAAAAUUAUGACGAAGCUGAAAAUAUAUACGUGGAAGCUGAUAGGAGUGACUUGGCUUUAAAACUACGUCAAACAUUAGGAGAUUGGUUCAGAGUUAUUCAGAUUUUGAAAAGUGGUGUUACAGCUUCCGAUACUGUGCUCCAAACAGCUUACAAUGCAAUAGCGGAUUACUUCGUACAGUUGAAUAACUGGACAUCGGCUAUCAAAUACUAUGAAUUAGGAAAAAAUACAGGAAAAUUAGUAGAAGGCUACUAUCAUUUAGAAGAUUGGAAAAACCUAGAUGCCAUGAUAGAUUGUUUACCAGAAGGUGAUCCUCUUCUAGAAAGAAUAGGUGACAUGUUUGCUGCAAACGCAGUUCAUAAUGAAGCAGUGAAAGCUUAUGUCAAAGUUGGAAAAGUAAUAUCUGCAAUUAACUUGUGUGUCAUGUACAAUAGAUGGGAUGUAGCAAGUGAUCUAGCCAAAACUUAUAACAUUUCAAAAGUUUCCGAGCUAGUAACGAAAUAUACUACCGAUCUUGUCGAACAAGGCGAAAUUAUUAAUGCAAUACGAAUCAAUGCAGAGGCUAAAUAUUAUCUAUUAGCAGCGGAACAGGUUUUCAAGCUUGCUACAAAAGAAUCCCAAAUGUAUGAUAAGAACUUAUUACGUAUUAAAAAAUACUAUGUUUAUGCUGCAAGAUUGGUUGAAUUAUACGAAAAACCCGAAUCUGGGGAUUGGCAAUCCACUGAUAAACUGAUGUUAGAAAAUGCUUGGAAAGGAGCCGAGGCCUAUCACUAUUACAUGAUGUGUCAAAGAUAUUUAUUUGAAGAAAAACCACAUGAAGCCUUGUGUACAGCUUAUAAACUACAAGAUUAUCAAGACUACAUUCGUCCCGUCGAUGUGUAUUCACUUUUAACUCUUGCAGCAUACCUUGACCGGACAUAUGGAGUGUGCUCUAAAGCUUUACUGAAACUCAAGAGCUUGGAAAAUAUUUCCGAAAUUGAACAAAAUCUAUAUGAAAAACUGUCUUUUGAUGUGUUUGCUGAUAACAAACCAAUUAAUCCUAACACUAAAAUGAUGUGCUGUAACCAAUGUGCCAAUUUAAUUCAUGAUUGGAAUACUCAAUGUCCUGAUUGCAACCUACAUUUUCCUACGUGCAUAGCUACGGGUCGAUCGAUUAUGGGUAGAAAAAUCUGGUUUUGUAAAGUUUGUAAACAUUCAGCUUCAGAAUUGGAAAUGAUGAAUCAAAAUAUAUGCCCUUUGUGCCACGCUAAAAAUUAGCAGAAUUAACCACAAUAUUUGUUUCAAUAUUGCCUUAUAAAAUGUUGUUUCCAUGUUUUUCAAUAAAUGUUCCAUUAUUUGUUAA